AUAGAAUUGUGUAUUGCUUGUGCAAACUGAAUAGGAAACUACGUUGAAUUUGAGUUACUUAAAAAAUGACUACCAAUUUAUCGUUUGAACACUGCUUCUGGGAUGAGAAGAUUAAUGAAACAAACGGAUUUUCAAUACUUAAUAAUAAGAUGAAAGAGUCCGAAGGUAUGUGUAAGAGCUAUUCCGAAUUUUUGGAGCAUCGAUUACUUAAAGAUUCCUUUGCUGUGUUGAAAUCGGAGACUGAAAAGAUUUGUCAACAUCAUGCAGACUAUUCAGAAAGUCUGAGAGAGAGUUCAAGGAGGAUGAAGGAAUUCUAUGGAGACUAUAGAAGGAAACGAAAACUUGAAAAAGACAAGGUUCAAGAAUAUCACGCUAAAGCUGUAACUGAAUAUGACAGAGCAAUUAAAACCAAAGAUGAUUAUCACACUAAAAAAAUAAUUUCUGAUUCUCCGGAAAAUAAUAGUAGCUGUGAUAAUCUAAAUCCCGAAAAACAAGGAAAGAUACAUGAGAAGAGAGAUAAACUUAAAAGAGAAGCUGAUGCAGCAGAGAGUAAAUAUAGAACAUGCUUAGUUGACUUAGAUAAAGCAUUAACGAAAUGGGGAAAAGUGUACCAUGAAAUGUGCUCAAAAGCCGAAAGGUUAGAGAAAUCUCGAAUCAUUUACAUUAGAAAUGAAAUAUGGGCGUAUGCUAAUUUUGAAUCUUUAAGGAACGUUGAAAUCGAUAAAAGUUGCGAGGAAGUUAGAAAAUCAUUAGAAAAAUGCGAUGAAGAAGAAGAUAUUAGGAAAUUUAUCAAAGAAAAUACUACAGGAAUCACUACUCAACCAAAAGCACCACCGUUCGAAUCAUCACCUUCGGAAAGGUCUGCUUCAAAUCCUAUUGAUAACUAUGAACCAGAAGGACAUCUACCGAAUUAUCAACAAUCCCAAGAAGAAAAAAUGCGUGAACAAUACCUGGAAAGACAGAACAAAGAAUUUUCCUGGACAGCUAAAGAAGACUAA
Dimorphilus gyrociliatus is the source of this 998-nucleotide messenger RNA. NCBI's taxonomy places the organism in Eukaryota, Metazoa, Annelida, Polychaeta, Dinophilidae. The record is from the annotation of a GenBank genome assembly.